Diospyros lotus (date-plum) is the source of this 1745-nucleotide messenger RNA. Its product is annotated as peroxidase 12-like. The transcript is spliced from 3 exons. Gene Ontology annotation, biological process: response to oxidative stress. The coding region runs from base 233 to 577 and encodes 114 amino acids. Gene Ontology annotation, molecular function: peroxidase activity; heme binding. Lineage: Eukaryota; Viridiplantae; Streptophyta; Magnoliopsida; Ericales; Ebenaceae. Gene Ontology annotation, cellular component: plant-type cell wall; plasmodesma. The record is from RefSeq and is a predicted model, not a curated record.
CCCGUCUCCAGUCCCCCCCUUUCUCUCUUUGUAUAUAUAUAAGCAAUGGAGCCUGAAGCAGCGAGCGGGGUGGGCUCGCGGUGGCGGACGAUGCAGCGGCUGGGUGCGACGGUUGAGGCGCGUCCGAUGGCUGUAGGUUGGCUGCCUACCUACUAAAACUCCAUAGUUUUACAACUUCAUAGUAGUGUGCAGUGUGGGCUUCUGCUACAACUACUAAAACUCAUCACCAGCCAUGGCCUGGAAAAUGAAUGCUGCUUCAUUCAGCUCUCUCGCGGUCUUCUUCACCUCCAUGCUUUUUCUCCUGCUUGUGUGCUCUCGCUUGCACUUUUCAGAAGCUCAGUCCUCGGCUCAAAUCGUGAGCGGCUUUUCCUGGACCUUCUAUGAGUCCAGCUGUCCUAAGCUCGAAGACAUCAUCCAGAAACGCCUCAAUAAUGUCUUCGAUGAUGACAUCGGCCAAGCUGCCGGCAUCCUCCGCCUCCACUUCCAUGAUUGCUUUGUUCUGGGAUGCGAUGGUUCAGUAUUGCUUGAUGGAUCAGCCAGUGGGCCAAGACUGAGCAGGACACUCCUCCGAACCUGAGCCUAAGAGCAAAGGCGUUCAAGAUCAUCAACGAUCUUCGAGAGCGUGUCCACAAGAAGUGCGGCCAAGUCGUCUCCUGCGCCGACAUCACUGCCUUCGCUGCUCGCGACGCCGUUUACCUGGUCAAUUUCUUCCAAACAUGACGGGGUUAACUUGGAGAUGAAAAAAAUGAAGUUCUUAGUUCUUACGCUAUCUUCAAUAUUAAUUAAUUGAAGUAAAUUCAAGUUAGGAUCAAAUCAUACAUUAAUUCACUCAUAAAUCAAGAAAAAAUAAAAUAAAAAAUGAAAUAUUCCACUUAAUUUGUAAUUUAGCCAAAGAAAAAAAAAAACAAAUUCUUCCUUUAACAUAAUUUUUGUAUAUGUGUCUGUUCUAUAAAUAUCAAGUGCGGUGUGUGUGUUGUGUGUAUAUAUUAUGUAUAUGUGUGUUGUAUUAUGUGACGGUCAAAAUGGGUGUGUGUGAAUAUGGAUGGGUGUGUCUAAAGGCGCACAUAGAGAGAGAGAGUGUGUGUGUGUGUGGCGGUGGGUCGGCGGCCGACCUUGACAAUGGCAGUGGGUGCGUGUUUAUAUUAUGUGUGUGUGUUUAUAUUAUGUAUAUAUGUGUGUUCUGUGUGUAUAUAUUAUGUAUAUGUGUGUGUUCUGUGUCACGGUCAAAAUGGGGGUGUGAGAGAGAGAGAGUGUGGCAGUGGGUGUGUUUAUAUGAUGUGUGUGUGUGUGUUUAUAUUAUGUGUAUAUGUGCGUUUCGUGUGUGUAUAUAUCUAUAUAACCUUGGCAAUGGCAGUGGGUGUGUGUUUAUAUUAUGUAUAUGUGUGUGUUUUGUGUGUGUGUAUUAUGUGUGUAUAUUUAUGUAUUUUAUGUAUUCUGUAGUCCCAAGAUGGAUUGUGUAUUUUGUAUAUUUGUUUUGUAUGUGUAGAUUCUGUAUAUUAGAUUAAUUAAAUUUUGUGUGAGUUCAUAAAUUAUGGGGGAAAUUUUGUGUGUAAUUUUGCUACACAAUCUCCAAUUAGAGUUAAUAUUUUACGUAAUAUUAACCAAACUUUGAGUGUAAAGAAAAUGAGUAUGACAGUGCAUUCGCAUUAGUAAGAUACAUUCUAUGCUUGAGUUAGUAAACUAUGCUUUGAGUAGACCAAUGAUACAUUAUCUAAAUGGUGCAUUUGGGAGAGAUAGAAUGAAAA